Antrostomus carolinensis (chuck-will's-widow) is the source of this 2006-nucleotide messenger RNA. It is a transcript of the gene IPO9, whose product is annotated as importin 9. The transcript is spliced from 17 exons. Lineage: Eukaryota; Metazoa; Chordata; Aves; Caprimulgiformes; Caprimulgidae. The record is from RefSeq and is a predicted model, not a curated record. The annotation marks the transcript as partial. Gene Ontology annotation, molecular function: small GTPase binding. Gene Ontology annotation, biological process: protein import into nucleus. Gene Ontology annotation, cellular component: cytosol; nuclear envelope.
AAUUUGGUGUUCAUUUAGCAGAACUGACUGUAGAUCCCCAGGGAGCUCUGGCCAUCCGUCAGCUAGCGUCUGUCAUUUUGAAACAGUAUGUGGAAACUCACUGGUGUUCUCAGUCAGAAAAGUUUAGACCUCCAGAGACCACGGAAAGGGCAAAAGUUGCUAUUAGGGAGCUCCUACCCAAUGGGCUGAGAGAAUCGAUCAGCAAAGUGCGCUCCAGUGUGGCUUACGCAGUUUCAGCAAUAGCCCAUUGGGACUGGCCGGAAGCCUGGCCCGAGCUUUUCAAUCUCUUGAUGGAGAUGCUGGUUAGUGGAGAUGUGAAUGCAGUGCAUGGAGCCAUGAGAGUGCUUACAGAGUUUACGCGGGAAGUGACAGACACGCAGAUGCCACUUGUUGCUCCCGUCAUUCUUCCAGAGAUGUACAAAAUUUUCACAAUGGCAGAGGUGUAUGGUAUUCGCACAAGGUCGCGUGCGGUGGAGAUUUUUACCACGUGUGCUCAUAUGAUCUGUAACAUGGAGGAACUGGAAAAGGGUGCAGCCAAAGUCCUGAUUUUUCCUGUGGUGCAGCAGUUCACGGAGGCCUUUGUUCAGGCCCUGCAAAUGCCUGAUGGACCUACAUCAGACAGUGGGUUUAAGAUGGAAGUCUUAAAGGCUGUGACAGCACUUGUGAAAAACUAUCCGAAGCACAUGGUUUCGUCAAUGCAGCAGAUCCUGCCCAUUGUCUGGAAUACCCUUACAGAAAGUGCCGCCUUUUAUGUGAGAACAGAAGUAAAUUACACAGAAGAGGUGGAGGACCCUGUGGAUUCUGAUGGUGAAGUACUGGGCUUUGAAAAUCUAGUGUUCAGCAUAUUUGAAUUUGUUCAUGCCUUGUUGGAGAACAACAAAUUUAAGAGCACAGUGAAGAAGGCUUUGCCAGAGCUGAUCUAUUACAUCCUCCUUUAUAUGCAGAUCACAGAGGAGCAGAUAAAAGUUUGGACCGCAAAUCCACAACAAUUUGUGGAGGAUGAAGAUGAUGAUACGUUCUCCUAUACUGUGAGGAUUGCUGCACAGGAUCUGUUGCUGGCUGUGGCUGCUGAUUUCCAGAAUGAGAGUGCAUCUGCUUUGGCUGCAGCAGCUACAAGACAUUUACAAGAAGCUGAGCAGGCUAAAAACAACGGUGCUGAGCACUGGUGGAAAAUACAUGAAGCUUGUAUGCUGGCCCUGGGCUCUGUGAAGUCUAUUAUUACGGACAGUGUGAAGAAUGGUAGAAUACAUUUUGAUAUGCAUGGCUUCCUGACAAAUGUUGUUCUUGCAGACCUCAACCUUUCAGUGUCCCCUUUUCUCCUGGGUCGUGCUCUGUGGGCCGCCAGCCGUUUUACAGUGGCUAUGUCUCCAGAACUAAUCCAGCAGUUCCUGCAAGCUACUGUCAGUGGUCUGCAUGAAACCCAGCCUCCUUCUGUCCGAAUCUCUGCAGUCAGAGCUAUCUGGGGCUACUGUGACCAGCUGAAGAUCUCUGAGAGCACCCAUGUGUUGCAGCCUUUCCUUCCUAGCAUUCUUGAUGGACUGAUCCACUUGGCAACUCAGUUCAGUUCGGAGGUCCUGAACCUCGUGAUGGAGACGCUGUGCAUUGUCUGUACGGUAGACCCAGCAUUUACAGCAAGUGUGGAGAACAAAAUCUGCCCCUUCACAAUUGCAAUAUUUUUGAAGUACAGUAACGAUCCUGUUGUUGCUUCUCUUGCCCAAGAUAUCUUUAAGGAGCUAGCUCAGAUAGAAGCCUGCCAGGGUCCAAUGCAGAUGAGGCUAAUACCAACUCUUGUCAGCAUCAUGCAGGCCCCUGCUGACAAGAUCCCAGCAGGGCUUUGUGCAACUUCUAUUGAUAUAUUGACCACAGUUGUGAGGAAUACAAAACCUCCUCUGUCCCAGCUCCUGAUCUGCCAAGCAUUCCCUGCAGUGGCUCAGUGCAGCUUGAACACAGAUGACAAUGCUACUAUGCAGGUUGAAGAUUCUCCUUCGCUCUCCUUUUGCUACUAA